AUGGUGGUGGGCCGAUCGCUCAGAAAUACUCCUAUGGCGACCGAUGGGCCGACGUCCGCUGGCUGUCCAGUUCAUGACAAUGUCAGGGUAAAUGGGAGCGGCCGUGAAGUUGAUCCGAGCAGUGUCACUCCCAUCGUCCUUUCGCCCCGGGUCCUGGACCUCAAAGCCAAGCGAUAUGGCAAAGAUUUCAACAGGAUCAAGGAUGUGGUCAGGAUAAAGCGUAUGGUCUAUCCCCUCACCAAAGACCCGGAAUGGGCCAAGCACCUCAACGGGGAUAUGUGGCCUUACUUCAGCAAGGAUGCAGACUUUUCGGUGCCAUACGUGAGGCAGGAUGCGCACAUGUACAUGGUCCUCACCGCGUUUCGGUUCGCGUCAUUCUUUGAGAAGCAAGACAUCCCCCGUUCAAACUACGACUUCUACUGGACCAAAUCGUCGCUGGAUAAAGUUAUCGUGGGCCUUCAUCACCCGCUCCAUGUCCCGGACUAUUCCUACGACUUCAACGCGGCCGAACUGGACAAGUACUAUGCUGCAGAGAAUGAACCGGCAGGAGAUGAGCACCGGAAGCAGCUUCUUGCCGUCUGCAACGAGUACAUUGAUCGCCAAGCUGAAUACUUUGGAUAUGAGGAGCCAAGAACGAUUCUUCACGACUUCAGCGACCUUAUCAAACUCAAGCGAGAGAGCGAAUUUAGCUCCUCUCUCACAAUUGGAGGCCCAUUCACUGAAGCUCUUGAGUUCGUUCGGGAGCUCCCGGUCUCUGAUGUCUGCGCCAUGGUGUUCUACACGGAAGGCAAGCUGAAUGUAGUCAAAAGGAACUUCAAUGACCAUCUGGACCAUAAUUCCGCAAAGGAAUUCGUUCAAUUUGUCAGCGACAAACCCAUCAAGUUCACCAUCGUGCCAACCGAGUGUUGCAAGGGUUGUCCCUUCCAGCUGGGUCAGAGCGAGCUCAAGGAAGUCUUCCAGAACUCCCCAUCGAUCAUGGCCAUGAUUGAACGAUUCACUAGGGAGACAGGCACGUUGAGAGAUAUCGUCUUGUUUGAUUGGGUGGCAGCCCUGGUGCAGCUUCAUUCUUCGCUUCUCCCCGUUAGGCGCGUGAAGUGGUUUUUGAGAGUCGACGACGACGGAGAUGAGCUCAUCGAGUUCCGCGACAGUAACACGGGGAACAUGUGGAUGUUCGUGGAUGAUCACGAGUACAUGAAGGAUCAGAAGCACCAGUUGAUGCGCUUGAUGAAACUGACCUUGAAGAACUAG
Sparassis crispa is the source of this 1248-nucleotide messenger RNA. RefSeq lists its product as hypothetical. The record is from RefSeq and is a predicted model, not a curated record. NCBI's taxonomy places the organism in Eukaryota, Fungi, Basidiomycota, Agaricomycetes, Polyporales, Sparassidaceae. The transcript is spliced from 3 exons. Bases 1 to 1248 code for a protein of 415 amino acids.